AUGGAGAAGAGUAGCAGUACUAGCACAAGCACAGAAAAGAUAGAGACAAGUGGAGGAAAUGGACAAGUUCUAGACGGUUCAGAUAUAAUGGAGUUGGUUGGGAAUGAAGAGGUGUUUAGUAGUUUCGUCGAUCAUAAGUUCCAAGAGCUGGAUAGAGAUAGAGAUGGCAAGCUCUCUGUAAAAGAACUUGAACCUGUUGUCGCUGAUAUUGGUGCUGCUCUUGGCUUGCCUGCUCAAAGUUCAUCUCCUGAUACUGCUCAUAUCUACACUGAGGUUCUAAAUGAAUUCACACAUGGCAAGCAAGAGAGAGUGAGCAAGACUGAAUUUAAAGAAGUUCUAUCAGAUUUUCUUCUAGGCAUGGCUGCCGGUUUGAAGCGAGACCCUAUAGUGAUCCUCCGUAUCGACGGGGAAGAUCUUUCAGAGUUCAUUAAUGGACCAGGUUAUGAAGCAGAAAUGGCGUCUUUAUUUUCACAGUUAGAAUCUCCUGAUGGAUCACUCCAUGACUGCAUUGUCAAAGCUUUGGAACAACUUACUGUUGAUCAAGGGAUGCCUCCAUCUUCAGAUUCUUGGGUAAUUAGCAACAUUGUGGAACCAUCUUUACAAUCUUGUGCUGGUCAAGAUUAUGACAAGCCUCCUUCUCAAGAGACCUUCUUGAUGGAGUUCAAGAAAGUGGCAGAGUGUGUAGCUCAACGUCUCAAGGAGCAGCCUGUGAUUGUUGCACACAGUGAAAAUACCUUUGAUGGAAGUGGAAUUAAGAGACUUUUAUCCAACAAAUUUGAAUUAGACAAGACACUAAACGCGGCAAUGGAAAAUGUGCCAAAAGAUCGCAAUGGGAAAAUAUCUAGGGAGUAUUUACGUGUGGCACUAGAUGCGAUCGGCCCAUCUGCUGGCCUGCCGCCAAUCGGUGCAAUCCAUGAGAUGGAUGAGGUUAUACGCGAAGCGUUUAAGAUGAUGGACGCAGAUGAUGGGAAACCGGUUAGAGAAGAUGAGUUCAAGAAGAUGUUGACAGAAAUCAUGGGAAGUAUAAUGUUGCAGUUAGAGGGCAACCCCAUCUCAAUUUCUUCAAAUUCUGUUGUCCACGAGCCCCUUACUCCCUCCUCUACACUUUUGCCGCCAUCUUCCUAG
This is a messenger RNA of Dovyalis caffra, 1125 nucleotides long. Lineage: Eukaryota; Viridiplantae; Streptophyta; Magnoliopsida; Malpighiales; Salicaceae. The record is from the annotation of a GenBank genome assembly.